AUGGAAGACUUGAAAGGGCUUGCCCUUUCCAAGCAGCUGGUGGUCAAGACCCUCCUGGGGUAUGGAAUCUUUGGUGCUGUUCAGGUUCUGUACCGCCUUAUCUGGGGAUGGAAGGCAUCCUCUCGAAUGAAAGACAUCCUGCAAGAUGUGCCGGCCACGAAGGGGGACGGACAUGAUGCGCAUGCAGGCUGGCUCAAGGACUUCCUGGCAAACGUUUAUAGAAUUCACGAUUGGCGUGUUGAAAUUUGCGAAGGGCAACCGGUUUCCAAAAACCUCGGAUUCAGCUGGCACCCUGGUCUUUACACUCUGAUCGCCAACGAUCCUGACAUCGUGCGCCACAUCCUAAAGGACGAGUUUAACAAGUACACUAAGCCGGAUUUGGGCUAUGAUCCCUUCUUCUUCUACUUGGAGGAGUUCUUGGGCGAGGGUAUCUUCGUGAGCAAGCAUGGCCUAGGCUCCGAAGACCGCGGCGAGGGCUGGGGUCACAUGCGCAAAGUUUCAUCGCAGAUCUUUAGCCGGAAGAUUUUCAAUUCCUUGAUGCAGGAGGUCUUCGUGGAGAAAGCAGAAGUGUUGCGACGAUUUUUGCAGAGAUCUCGAGACCUGGGGACCCAAGUGGACUUGCAGUCAUGCUUCUUUAACUUCACCUUUGACAGUAUCAUGCGGAUCUUCUUUGGUGAAGAUUCCAACACAGCUGUUGGGGUGCCCAACAUGUAUGGCAAGGCCUUCGAUACCGCACACAGAAAUAUGCGAGAUCACGCUGUCAGUUCACUUGCGUCUUACCUCUUCUUCAGCACGUUCUUGCCGUGGCCUUUUGGUGGCCGACACGGAGGGCUGGCUCGUUGGCUUCGGGACCGAUUCUCAUCGAGUUUCCGGAACAUGAAGGCAGCAACCCGGGUGCUCGAUCGGGAGGCAGAUCGCCUGGUUAAGAAGUGUCGUCAAGAUCCCAAAUUGGGUGAGCGACGAGACUUGCUGGCUCUGUUUAUCCAGGCGAAGUUCAGCACCGAUUUUGUGAAGCAGAUGGUGCUUCACUUGAUCAUUGCUGGCCGGGAUACCACGGCUUGCCUGCUGUCAUGGACGUUCUACGAACUCACACGCAACCCGGAUGUUCAGGCCCGACUUCACGACGAGAUCAUGCAGAAGAUGCCGCCAGGUGCCAAGCUGGACAUGAAGAGCUUAUCGGCAAGCGAGAUGCCUUACCUCAACGGCGUGAUCUACGAAGCUCUUCGGCUUUGGCCUCCAGUUCCCUUCGACCCAAAGAUGGCCUUUGAGGACGACAUCCUUCCUGGCGGGUGGAAGGUGCCAGCCUAUGCACAGGUGGCUUACAGCCCAUACAACAUGGGUCGUGAUGCAAAGAGAUACCCAGAACCUGAGGCAUUCCGUCCAGAGCGAUGGAUUCCGUUCAGGGCUCCGUCUCAGCACGAGUUCCCAGUUUUCCAAGCUGGACCUCGACUUUGUCUUGGCAUGGACAUGGCGAUGUUUGAAGCAAAGACCGCUGCUGUGGAGCUGCUGCGGCACUGCCGGUUUGAGAUGGUGCCGGGACAGGAGAUCACCUAUGGUGACAAAAUCACUUUGGACAUCAAGAGCAAUGGCAAGGAGGAAUUCUUUGUUCAUGUAAGGGGCUGGCCAGCGUGA
Symbiodinium natans is the source of this 1632-nucleotide messenger RNA. NCBI's taxonomy places the organism in Eukaryota, Dinophyceae, Suessiales, Symbiodiniaceae. The record is from the annotation of a GenBank genome assembly.